Bacidia gigantensis is the source of this 696-nucleotide messenger RNA. It is a transcript of the gene RIB3, whose product is annotated as 3,4-dihydroxy 2-butanone 4-phosphate synthase. The transcript has 3 exons. Lineage: Eukaryota; Fungi; Ascomycota; Lecanoromycetes; Lecanorales; Ramalinaceae. Gene Ontology annotation, biological process: aerobic respiration; riboflavin biosynthetic process. The coding region runs from base 1 to 696 and encodes 231 amino acids. Gene Ontology annotation, cellular component: cytosol; mitochondrial intermembrane space. Gene Ontology annotation, molecular function: 3,4-dihydroxy-2-butanone-4-phosphate synthase activity. The record is from RefSeq and is a predicted model, not a curated record.
AUGCCUUCCUUGAUGCACGUCAACGGUAUCUCCAAGUCUCGGUUUGACGCUAUUGAGGAAACAAUCGAAGCAUUUAACCAUGGCGAAUUCAUUGUUGUCCUCGACUCUACGGACCGUGAAAAUGAGGGAGACCUCAUCAUUGCGGCUGAGGACGUCACCACUGCGAAGAUGGCCUUCAUGAUCCGACACACCAGCGGUCUCAUCUGCGCCCCUCUGACAUCUUCCAUUGCACAUGAGCUUGAUCUGCCCCAAAUGGUCACUCAGAAUAACGAUCCCAAUCGUACCGCCUACACUAUAUCCGUCGAUGCCUCCGAUCCAUCUAUCACGACUGGUAUAUCUGCCCACGACCGGGCAUUGACCUGUCGUAUAUUGGCCCUAGAUUCAUGUAAGCCAACCUCAUUAAGACGCCCAGGGCAUGUUUUUCCUCUGAGGGCACGGGAUGGCGGCAUAAAAGUGAGGAAGGGGCACACGGAAGCUGCCGUCGAGUUCUGUCGUCUAGCAGGCAAACGGCCAGUUGGGGUGAUCUGCGAACUUGUCGAGGAUGGCGAGGAGGUUUCUGGUAGAUCAAUGCGACAUGAGGCUGGUAUGAUGCGGCGGGAUGGGUGUCUCGCUUUCGGCAAGAAGUGGGGUCUGAGGGUGUGCACAAUAGAGGAUCUUGUGGAAUAUGUCCAGUAUCAAGAAACAACAAAAUCUUGA